Microthlaspi erraticum is the source of this 312-nucleotide messenger RNA. The record is from the annotation of a GenBank genome assembly. NCBI's taxonomy places the organism in Eukaryota, Viridiplantae, Streptophyta, Magnoliopsida, Brassicales, Brassicaceae.
AUGGAGUUCUGUCCUUCAUGUGGGAACAUGCUGCGUUACGAUCGUUCGAGAUUCUUCUGCUCGACAUGUCCCUACAUCGCCUCCAUCGACAGACAGGUGGAGAUAAAGAAGAAGCAAUUGCUGGUUAAGAAAUCCAUAGAAGCUGUGGUGACGGAAAAGGAUAUACCGAAAGGACCCGAAACUGAAACUCCAUGUCCAAGAUGCGGCCACAACAAGGCAUACUUCAAAUCAAUGCAGAUUCGUUCAGCUGAUGAGCCGGAAUCAAGAUUUUAUAAAUGCUUGAAGUGCGAGCUUAUUUGGCGCGAAGAAUGA